CCGUUUUCUUUGGUGGUUGUUCUGAAGCUUCAGCCUGACUAGCGCGAGCGCCAUGGCCUUCCUUACGGGGGUGGAUCUGGAGGGCCGGCUGCAGGACCAUCAGCAGCUGGCACUGCCUGCCCCAAGGCGGCGCCGGCGAAAAGCGGAGGAGGGGAAGGGCAAGCCGCUGGCCAUCGAGAAGCCGGUGGAGUACAGCGACUUGCUGCGGGAUGCGAUGGCACUGGAGAAUGACGACUCUCUGGAGGAGCUGAGGCGGAUGAUCAAGCGCACUCGGGGCAAGAUGGACACGGAGAUGAAGGUUAUGGACGGCUUCCUCUCGGAGGUGAACCACAUCAAAACCAUGCAGAGGAGUUUCGAAGAGCCCAUGGCAGCGCUCCCUUCUUGCGGCAGCAAGUUCGCGCUGAAGGAUCUGAAGGCAAGUGCUCCGGAGAGACCUGCUCUGCAGACCAGCUCCUCGGCACUGGCGCUGGAGAGCCGGCGCCUGCCCAAGCGCUCCGGCUCGAUGGCGCACUCGCAGUCCCAGCCAGCGUUGGGUCAGGCAGCACUCCUGGCGCUGCGUGCUGCGCCGCCCUUGGUGCCGCCCGCCAGGCGCACCCCGCCGAACAGCUCCAAGGUGCGUCUCCGCUCGGUCCCUGCGCGAGGCUGAGAGACAACUUGGACAUGAGCAGAGCGGCACUUUUGCUUUCCUCCACCAAGGGGGCAACGUGUUACUUCAA
Messenger RNA from Effrenium voratum, 716 nucleotides. Lineage: Eukaryota; Dinophyceae; Suessiales; Symbiodiniaceae. The record is from the annotation of a GenBank genome assembly.